AUGUCUGACCCAUCUUCAUCCCGCCGAGGAGCUUUUAUCGUUUUUGAAGGACUCGAUCGAUGUGGAAAAUCAACACAGGUUUCCAAGCUUGUUGAACGACUAGAAAGGGAAGGUCGUAAAGCCAGAUUACAAAAGUUUCCAGAUCGAACGACGGCAAUCGGUAAGAUGAUUGAUGCAUAUCUGCAAUCCAAAGCAGAGAUGGAUGAUCAUGCUAUUCAUCUACUUUUCAGUGCAAAUCGAUGGGAAUGUGCGGCCGCGAUAAAGAAAGACCUGGAAAGCGGAAUAACAGUAAUAGCAGAUAGAUAUGCCUUCUCCGGAAUCGCAUUCUCAGCUGCCAAGGGAUUACCGUUUGACUUCUGCCUUCAACCCGAUACAUCUCUUCCUCUUCCUGACCUCACUCUGUAUCUCACUUUGCCACAAGAAGUAGCGUCGCAGCGAUCUCAAUUCGGCGAAGAGCGAUAUGAGACUAUAUCAAUGCAACAGGCGACUCGAGAACAAUUCGCAUUGGUAGCUCAACAAGUGACGUCACGGCAUGGUGAAUCCAAAUGGACACAAGUAGAUGCUAGCGGUACUAUAGAGCAAGUCGCAGAUCGAAUAUGGGGAUUAGUUGGAGAAAUAGCAGAUGGAAUUGAAGGAGACAUAGGAAGGUUAUGGGUAUAG
Kwoniella shivajii is the source of this 660-nucleotide messenger RNA. RefSeq names its product thymidylate kinase. Gene Ontology annotation, cellular component: cytoplasm; nucleus; cytosol. Gene Ontology annotation, molecular function: dTMP kinase activity; nucleoside diphosphate kinase activity; ATP binding. The record is from RefSeq and is a predicted model, not a curated record. Lineage: Eukaryota; Fungi; Basidiomycota; Tremellomycetes; Tremellales; Cryptococcaceae. Gene Ontology annotation, biological process: dUDP biosynthetic process; dTDP biosynthetic process; dTTP biosynthetic process. The coding region runs from base 1 to 660 and encodes 219 amino acids. The transcript has 4 exons.